Molecule: messenger RNA, 531 nt
Organism: Paramecium pentaurelia
Lineage: Eukaryota; Ciliophora; Oligohymenophorea; Peniculida; Parameciidae
Source: the annotation of a GenBank genome assembly
AUGUGCUAAAAAUUUGUUUCAUUGGAAUCAUCCUUUAAUUAGGUGUUGAUCUCUAUCUAUGUAUUAUGCAAAAUUUGCACAGUUUUGUAACAAAUAUUUGACAUCAUAUUCCAACUUAACAGAGGGCUCAUUAGUCGUAAAACCACAUCUUUUACACAACUUUACAAAAGUAACCUUAUCAUAUGGUACCUAGGUAAAAUUUAUUUUGUAGAAUUCUAAUGGUUAAACUCAUAUUUGCACUUUAGAUUUGUUGAAUACCUUGUGAAUUUUGCUACGGGGAAGUUAUUCCAUACCAUUAUGAUAUUGAACCUUACCUUCCAAAAAAAACUUAAUAUGUAAGGGCUACACGUCAUUCUCAUUCACACAACUUUCAAAAGUUAGUUAUGGAUUAAAUAGUAAAAAGGCUUUAGCUGCAUUCUAGAGUUCCUAAUUAAAAGGUUGGAUGGUACACCAUUUUAUGUAUAAAAUAUCUAAAAAUUCCUCUUCUUCAGUAGCAUUUGGUACCUCUACCCACCAAGGGGUUUUUUAUGA